AUGGUCGAUAGGAGGAGCAGGGCCGUGCUCAUCGGGGUCACCGCCGGCGUCGCGGCCGCGCUGCUCGUGGCGGGGGGCGUGCUCCUCGCCAUCUGGCUCUACCGCCGGUGGGCCAGCGUCGCCGCACGGACGCGGUCCCUCGAGUCGCCCUCGGCGACGCUGCGGGCCGACGGAUGCACCAGCCUCGACUCCAGCGUCUCCGUCUCUGUGGUCUCCGAGAGCGUCGCCGACUGGGGCCACCCGCCACCGCCCAAACGCGCCGCGUUCUGUGCCUGGAGAGGAGGCGGCACCGGCCACAACGGCAGGGAACCGUCGCCGCUGUCCGUCUCCGGGAUCCCGAAAUACCAUUACAAGUACGUUCUACACUUCGUCUACUCCAUAGAUAUCUGGAACACGGAACCUUCUCCUCAAUCUUAUCUCAGUUGA
Molecule: messenger RNA, 426 nt
Organism: Miscanthus lutarioriparius
Lineage: Eukaryota; Viridiplantae; Streptophyta; Magnoliopsida; Poales; Poaceae
Source: the annotation of a GenBank genome assembly